Messenger RNA from Monopterus albus (swamp eel), 2892 nucleotides. RefSeq names its product dolichol kinase (gene dolk). Gene Ontology annotation, molecular function: dolichol kinase activity. Gene Ontology annotation, cellular component: endoplasmic reticulum membrane. The transcript is spliced from 2 exons. NCBI's taxonomy places the organism in Eukaryota, Metazoa, Chordata, Actinopteri, Synbranchiformes, Synbranchidae. The coding region runs from base 294 to 1865 and encodes 523 amino acids. Gene Ontology annotation, biological process: dolichyl monophosphate biosynthetic process. The record is from RefSeq and is a predicted model, not a curated record.
AAGAGUUUUUUUUUUGUACCACGUGAUCCGACUGUCAAAUAUGGCCCCUUCCUACUGGGUGUGAGCUGAGAGGAGCGAUAGCUAACAAAGGCAAGAAAACUGUCAAAUCGGACAGCACCGAUUAAUACCCCCACCCACAACUGCACAUACGUGACACCCUCAGCAAGUGAAAAAUGCCUGCCAAAUGAUGAAGUGUGCCAGAAAGAGGAAGUGACAGAAGGCGGUCUUCAUUGUUGCAGACAGUCUGUUCAGAUCAACCCUCCUCCCUCCUGGCAAGUCUCCACCUCAUAGUCAUGCAGAUCAACCCAGUGUUGGUGGAGUCUCUUGUCGUUUUGGCAGUGGUGCUGUGUGUCCACAUGGUGGUCUGGAACCAGCAAUCCUGGUGCAGCAUAGCCCUCAUCAUCCAGGCUUUCUAUGUACAGCACAAAUGGGACCGUCUGCUCAGGUCUGGGGGUGCUGUGUUCCAGUUUCGUCCGGCCACAAAUAGUGGCAUCGUCCCGGCCUCCAUGGUGAUGCCCUUGCUAGGUCUGGUGCUGAGAGAAAAGUGCUCUGCCUCAGGGAAUGUUUAUUUUGAGCGCUUGUCCAUGGUGAUCACCAUCACGGGCAUGAUGCUGGCUCUGUUUUUGUCCCUGAUUGCGCUCGGCAUCACGAGACCUAUGCCUACAAAUACAUGUGUGAUCGCAGGCAUGGCAGGCAGUGUGAUUCUCUACACGACAAAACAGACCCUGACCGUGUCUGAGGUCAUUGAGGUUUUAGAGGUACUUUUGAUCUUUGUCUAUCUCAGUCUGAUUGUGCUUUAUCUGCUCCCACGCUGCUUCACACCUGGAGAGGCGCUCCUCAUCAUCGGUGGAAUCAGUUUCGUUGUCAACCAGCUCAUCAAGCGUUCCCUGAACCUGGCAGAGGUCAAAGGCGAUCCAGUGAACUAUUUCCUGUCGGUGAUAGUGGUGGGCUCACUGUUGCUGGGUGUUUUCUUUGCCCUGCUCUUCUGUUUCAUGGAGUCAGAAACGUGGGUGUCAUCACUUUUCUUCUACAUGAUGACAGCUGUUUUGGGCAUGGGAAUUCUCAUGCCCUGGCUCUCUCUGUUCAUCGGCCGCCAUCCCAUCAUGUGGCUGCUGGACUUUCUCACAUUAAAUGACAAACGACUCUGUCUGCUAGGCUACUGGGUGUUUCUGGCUGUUGUGGCCACCUGUGUUGUAUUACAUCAGAACCACCAGCGGCAGUCAGGGUCCAAAAAACACCAGGCCUCAACUGUUGUCAGGAAGUACUUCCAUCUAAUUGUAGUGGCCACGUAUGUUCCAGGGCUGAUAUACGACAGGCAGCUGCUCCAUGUGGCAUCUGUGGUUUGCUUGGCGAUUUUCUUGUUCCUGGAGUAUGUGCGUUACUUUCGGAUCAGGCCACUGGGUCAGCUGCUCAGGCAGUUACUCACCUUGUUCCUGGAUGAGCGGGACUCUGGACCCUUGAUCCUGACCCACAUCUACCUGCUGCUGGGCAUGUCUCUGCCCCUAUGGCUGUUCCCUGGGCCCUGUGCCCCUAAGGGGAUACUUCCAGGUGCAGGCAGCCUGGUGCCUUAUGCAGGUGUGCUGGCUGUGGGAGUGGGAGACACUGUGGCAUCGGUGUUUGGCAGCACCAUGGGGGAGAUCCGCUGGCCCGGCACUAAGAAAACCAUGGAGGGGACAGCGACCUCUGUGUUCGCCCAGAUAAUUGCUGUGGCCAUGUUUCUCAUCUUCGAUGGGAGUAUCAAUCUGGACUCCACCUACUCAUGGAUUGUUGGCUCUAUUUCCCUGGUGGCCAUGUUGGAGGCCUACACCUCACAAAUAGACAACCUCCUCCUCCCACUCUACCUCUUCAUCCUGCUGUUGCUUUGAAUGGACACAAACAAAAACGCACCGCUCCUCCUGUUCUCAACCUUUUCUUGGGGUAAGCAAGAACACUGACUUUGAAAAAGGUGUUAGAAAAUUGAAAAAAAGACUGAAGUAAUAAAAGUUCAAAACAAAAGCACACCUGAUAUUAGUAUAGUAAGUCUGUCUUCAUUUCAGAGUCGUUUUGGUAUCAAUUCCUUACUGAAUGAAAUCACCAUUUCAAAUAAGUUAUUAAAAGGUGUGCCAGUGAUCACGGUGGUGUACGGAUUCUUUGUGCGUCACCCUCCUCGACACAGGAUAAUCAACAGUAUCAACUCCUGAAUUAUGCAAUAGGAGAUUCUGUUUAACCAAGUGAAAAAACAUCCUUUAAAUGUAGAACUGUGAACAUUACAGAUGCUGCUAGGUGGCACAUUUUCAUCAUCCAUGAGGAGGAUUCCCAGUCUUUUUUUUGUGGAUGAACACAUGCCUUUGAAGGACUGUAUUUAAAGCUGUUUAAGCUUAUUGAUGUCUUUUUCUGAAUCAACCUUUUUAAUUAUUACAAUAUUAUUAUUAUUAUUUGCCUCCCUGGUGGCAAAUAUGAAGGACUUCCUGAAAAUGUUUGCCUUAAGAAGUGCAUUUUCUAUCACCUACUACUGUACCAAAUGCUGUAGAUAGAAGCAUGCCAGCCCCUCUCUACAAGGGCUGCUUUGUACUUUGAUUGGGCAGAAACACUCACUAUGCUCCUGCAUGACACUAAUAUGAAAUCCAGUACUGUAACAUACUGUAUGCAGGUAUACCACAAUAUAUUUUUGUCUGGUACAUUGCUUAAUAUUUGUGUGGUCUGACUGGACCCCUUAAAGGUAAACUUUACAUUUCCUUGUGAUACUGAGCCUUCAAACUUAUUUUCUGUAUCUGUCUGUAUAUACGUUUUGGACUAAACUGCUGAACAUCUUUUUAGUGACAGUGCAUCCAAGUUACUGGAUAUUUGCUUUAAAGAAACAUCCUGAUCUCAUCAUUGUUAGACGAUGCUACAUUUUAUAACCUGAAACCCGUU